This is a messenger RNA of Solea senegalensis (Senegalese sole), 2577 nucleotides long. Its product is annotated as BTB/POZ domain-containing protein 3-like. Gene Ontology annotation, cellular component: cytosol. The record is from RefSeq and is a predicted model, not a curated record. Gene Ontology annotation, biological process: cerebral cortex development; dendrite morphogenesis; neurogenesis. Bases 159 to 1574 code for a protein of 471 amino acids. Lineage: Eukaryota; Metazoa; Chordata; Actinopteri; Pleuronectiformes; Soleidae. The transcript is spliced from 5 exons. Gene Ontology annotation, molecular function: protein binding.
GAAGAAGAAAGAGUAAAGUGGAGUAAACAGAGCGAAUUGUUGGAGGUUUGUUGAAGAACGUCAAUAAAAACACGUGACUGUAAUGAGAAGAAACGGAUUCAAAUUCAUCUUCACGUCAAACGACAAUGUCGCUCUCCUCAGUCUGACGUCAUCACAAAAUGGCCGCUCAACUGUUUGCCGUUAGCAAGCCGCCGACUACUCCUUCCUCCAGCUGCAGUACCACUACUGUCCAGCAGGAAGAGCAGCAGAACGUGACCAACAACAACAGCAGCAGCAUCGGUGCACAGAGCUGCUGCAACUGGCAGGGUCUGUACCCGAGCAUCAGAGAGAGAAACUCUGUCAUGUUCAACAAUGAGAUGAUGGCAGACGUGCACUUCGUGGUCGGACCACCGGGCGGAACGCAGCGACUGCCAGGACACAAGUACGUCCUGGCGGUCGGAAGCUCCGUCUUCCACGCCAUGUUCUACGGAGAACUGGCUGAGGAUCAGGACGAGAUCCGGAUCCCUGAUGUGGAGCCGCCCUCCUUCCUCGCCAUGAUGAAGUACAUUUACUGCGACGAGAUCGACCUGUGUGCCGACACGGUGCUCGCCACGCUGUACGCCGCCAAAAAGUACAUCGUGCCUCACCUGGCUCGAGCUUGCGUCAACUUCCUGGAGACGAGCCUGAGCGCUAAGAACGCGUGCGUGCUGCUGUCUCAGAGCUGCCUUUUCGAGGAACCCGACCUGACGCAGCGCUGCUGGGAGGUGAUCGACGCUCAGGCCGAGCUCGCGCUGCGCUCCGAAGGCUUCUGCGACAUCGACAUCCAAACGCUGGAGAGCAUCCUGCGCCGGGAGACGCUCAACGCCAAAGAGAUGGUGGUGUUUGAGGCGGCGCUGAACUGGGCGGAGGCCGAGUGCCAGCGUCAGGAGCUGCCCCCGACCAUUGAAAACAAGCGGGUGGUGCUGGGGAAGGCCAUCUACCUGAUCCGCAUCCCCACCAUGGUGCUCGAGGACUUCGCCAACGGUGCUGCGCAGUCCGGUGUGCUAACACUCAACGAGACAAACGACAUCUUCCUGUGGUUCACCGCCGCCAACAAGCCUGAACUCUUAUUCUGCACCAAACCCCGCAAAGGCCUGGCACCACAGCGCUGCCACCGAUUCCAGUCCUGUGCCUACAGGAGCAACCAGUGGCGAUACCGAGGUCGCUGCGACAGCAUCCAGUUCGCCGUGGACAAGCGUGUUUUCAUCGCCGGCUUCGGGUUGUACGGCUCCAGCUGCGGCUCGGCCGAGUACAGCGCCAAAAUCGAGCUGAAGCGCCAGGGCGUGCCGAUGGCGCAGCGGAUCAUCAAGUACUUCUCGGACGGCUCUAGCAGCACCUUCGCCGUGUGGUUUGAUCACCCGGUGCAGAUCGAGCCGGACACAUUCUACACCGCCAGCGUGGUGCUGGACGGAAACGAGCUGAGCUACUUUGGUCAGGAGGGCAUGACCGAGGUGCAGUGUGGGAAAGUGACCUUCCAGUUCCAGUGCUCGUCAGACAGCACCAACGGCACCGGCGUGCAGGGAGGUCAGAUCCCAGAACUCAUCUUCUACGCGUGACAACAGCGCCACCAAGAGUCCAGCUUCACUGCCACAUGAAGACCAGUUUCAGGACGCUGCUGAAGGGGGCGGGGCUCCCGCGUUAUCACCGACACUCGAUGCAGUUGAGGAGACUCUCGCGAGAUCUCGCAGAGAGAAUCUUAGGCCAGAUUUUCAACGUCCAAGAUCGCAGAAGUUAGAUCACAUGACGUAAAUGUUCAAACGUUCACGCACUUCAGCGACCGUAGCUACGCAGACGUUCACGAUGUUCACGAUCACUGCGACAUUCUGACUGUACGAACUGUACGAACUCCAUGAAGCACAACACUCUCCAGUCCAGUCAGUGGUGCUGUCGGAAUGUGGAUGUAGAGAUUUUUUUAGCAAUAAUAAUCACUCACAAUGACAAAUAUUUCACAUCUCGCACGCUAACAAAUAAUCCGCCUGAUUUAUUUUUAAGUGCCACAAGGGGGCGCUCCAGGACAUGGUUAAUCAUAACAGUCUGAUUUAAGAAGCAUUUACGAAAAAUAUAAUUUUUUUGUGUAUGUAAAUUAUUAUUUCAUCAGCUAACAAACCGAAGUCUCCGCCCAUUUACGAUUAAAGCACAUUUUUACAAUUAUUGCAAUAAUAACGUGGAGUAUUUUGACCAGGAAAGACGGCACGUUAUUUUAGAAUAAUUAUCGUCAACCUCAUCGUUUUCUUCCUACACCUGGAUGAUCGCCCCCUGGUGGUUGAUCAGAUCAUUCUGCCUUACAAACACUCCCAGUGCAUCAUGGGUAAUGAAGCAGCCACAGUGUGGAGUUUUUUUCCACUCCACUUCCUGUGGCGUCAUGAUUUAAAGGGACAGUAUGUUCCUGGUUAUCCAGAUAAUUUCAGCUUAAAUCCUGGCUUUUCUAAUCGCCAUGGUAAUUGAUGAUUCAGUCACUUUCUCUCGAACAUUUUAUUUGGAUAAACACUAAUUCACUAACACUGCUCCAGCACUUCCUGUGCUUUUAUUUUGAAAGAAAGUUGUCCGUUUCCCUUCUAA